GUGAUACCAAGCGGCUAAAGGGAAGGCAGCAGCGUGUGGCGUAGCCUUCUCGUAUCUCUCGCAUCCUUCUAGCUUCUACUCCGGAGUUGGAUUGCUCGAAAGCUUUUGACUUGCCCUCUUCCCACUUCCAGCUUCCUCAGAUCUACUUAAACUCGCCUCUGAGACGAAGUCUCCGAAUCUCUUCCCUCCGUGCCCGACUCUACCAAAAAACCGCAAAAUGUCUACGAAGGCCUACACCGGGUCCUGCCAUUGUGGCGACGUCAAAUACCAGAUCCGCCUGACCCUACCACCGAACGAUACAAUCGGUUUUGAUGGUACGCGCAUCUAUAAAUGUAACUGCAGCACUUGUCACAAGAUGGGCAUGUUCCACUGCCGACCCAACGACCUGGCAAACGACUUCAUCGUCACCUCACCCGCCAAGAUUGAGGACGUGGGCGAAUACCGCUGUUUCUCGGAGCAGAUCGGGUGGUAUUUCUGCAAGCGGUGCGGCGUGCGCACCUUUGGUAUGGGCGGCGAGUGGGUCUCGGAAGAGAUCGAUGUUGCGAAGUGGUCCGGCAAGGAAAAUGGAAGCGGAGAGCUGCAAAAGGUGCUCAAGACGACCCCGGUAUCAGGUGGUGCGACAGGCUACGAUGGAAAGAGACUGCAUUAUGUGAGCGUCAACGGAACCACGCUGGAUGACAUUGAUCUCAUUGAUGUGCACGACCAAGGCUGGAUGUACUACGUCGAGAACAAGCACAAGAAAGAUGGUGAAAACCCUCAGAUGAGAUUCAAGGAGCCGUUCAAAGGUGGAUGCUACUGAGGUCGCGAUUGAGAGUUGAAACAAUGAAUGGGGUUGCGGAACAAAGGCAUGACAGGGUAACGUCCCUAUGUCGCGAGAACCCUG
Paraphaeosphaeria sporulosa is the source of this 883-nucleotide messenger RNA. RefSeq lists its product as uncharacterized. Bases 218 to 799 code for a protein of 193 amino acids. Lineage: Eukaryota; Fungi; Ascomycota; Dothideomycetes; Pleosporales; Didymosphaeriaceae. The record is from RefSeq and is a predicted model, not a curated record. Gene Ontology annotation, molecular function: carbon-sulfur lyase activity. The transcript has 3 exons.